CCUUCCCUCACAGUGACGCAGUGAAGUGGGCUGGUCCAGCUGCGGGUGCAGGGUUUUGGAGAAGUCUCGUGCGCAGGGAGCCAGCAGCAGUCCGGCAGACUUCAUCUGGAGACGCUCCUGGAUCAGACGCGCGCGUGUGUGUGGGAUGUUGGAGCCACGUACGGAUCUGCAGGACAGACUUCUCUCCCCGGGAGACCCCAGCCAGUGUCCCCUCAACUUGUAGCACCAUCACCCUCUGCAGGAGCCCGCAGAGCUGGAUAAAAGUUUGGCCUGAGUGACGGUCCCGCCUCUGGCUGCCACAUCUGGACUCCUCUGAAGUCGACGGGUCCAGCGGCUGCCGCCGGUCCUACCUGACCUGACCCCGUCCCUGCUGGUUCUCCGUGGUCUUUACAGUGGAAUAUCUGGGCUCUCUUUGAAUCCUGCUACAUUUUUAUGAACUUUUUUUGAUUUUGUUCAUUUGAUUUGAUUUGAUUUUUAAUUCCACCAAACAAAAAUGGAACAUUUAGCUCUGAGAAUAACCUGCUCCCUGCUGCUUCUCUGCCUCCUGGAACAAAGGGUAGACUCCAACGAGAUCCUGGGCCUGAAGCUGCCCAACAUUGACCCCAUCCUGAACGCCAACACGGUCUGUCUGACCCUGCCGGGCCUGACGCGGCGCCAGCUGGACGUGUGCAUGCGGAAUCCAGAUGUGACGGCAUCGGCGAUCCAGGGAAUCCAGAUCGCCAUCCACGAGUGCCAGCAUCAGUUCCGAGGGCACCGCUGGAACUGCUCCAGUCUGGAGACCCGCAACAAGAUCCCCUACGACAGCAUCGUCUUCAAAAGAGGUUUCAGGGAGAGCGCGUUUGCGUACGCCAUCGCAGCGGCAGGUGUGGUGCAUGCGGUGGCGAACGCCUGCUCCAUGGGCAAGCUGAAGGCCUGCAGCUGUGACGAGAAGCGGCGCGGCGACGAGGAGGCGUUCAGGAUCAAACUGCACCGGCUGCAGCUGGAGGCCAUCCACCGGGGCAAGGGCAUGGUGCACGGCGUCAUGGAGCACUUCCCCGCGGAGCUGCCAGGACCCCAGGACUCCUGGGAGUGGGGCGGGUGCAGCCCGGAUGUGGAAUUUGGAGAGAAGUUCUCCCGGGACUUCCUGGAUGCCCGUGAGACGUACAAGGACAUCCACGCUCGCAUGAGGCUGCACAACAACAGAGUGGGGAGACAGGUGGUUCUGGACCACAUGAGAAGGAAAUGCAAGUGCCACGGGACGUCGGGCAGCUGCCAGCUGAAGACCUGCUGGCAGGUCACCCCGGAGUUCCGCGUGGUGGGCUCCAUCCUCAAAGAGCGCUUCCACAUCGCCACGCUUAUCAAAGCGCACAACCGGAACACCGGGCAGCUGGACCACUCGCACCACAACAACAACCACAACAACCACCACAGCCACCACAACCAUCACAACCACCACCACCACCACCACCACCAUCAGAUCAACCACCACCACCACCACACGCACCGGCGGCGGCCCAGCGUCAACGAACUGGUCUACUUCGAAAAGUCCCCCGAUUUCUGCGAGCGGGACCUGGGCUCGGACUCGGCCGGCACUCAGGGCCGGAUCUGCAACAAGACCAGCCCCGGCAUGGACAACUGCGAGAGUCUGUGCUGCGGCAGAGGACACAACAUCCUGCAGCAGACGCGGAGCGAACGCUGCAACUGCAAGUUUCACUGGUGCUGCUACGUGGUGUGUGAGGAGUGCAGGAUAACGGAGUGGGUCAGCGUCUGCAAAUGAAGAAAACACACACACACGAAAAAGACCAAAGACACAAAACAAAGAGAGGAGACGUUUUAAUUUGAAAGGGCGGCAGGACUGUGGCGUGCGUGCGUGCGUGCGUGCGCCCCAUAUGUUGUUGCGGUGGACUGUGUGAGGACGGUGUGUGUGUGUGUGUGUGUGUGUGUGUGUGUGUGUGUGUAGCAGCUGAGCCAGCAGAACGUUGUGCACGUGCAGCAUACGCCUCACGCUGCCGCCGCUCGGAGAGCUUUCAUGUUCCCGCCAAACUCUUCAGACGGAGGACGAUAAUUAGAACGGACAAAUGUUUGAGAACGCCGGCUCUGAAGUCGGCGACACGUGACGACUAACACGCGGCUGCGUGAGGUACAGGUGAACCAGAGGAAGUCAGUGAGAGCGUUGAGUUGCAUGUGUAAAAAAAUAUUAAUAAUAUUAAUGCUUUGUUGCACCAGUGAAACAACGUUGUGGUAAAACUUCCUGUUUCCUGUCACGUUUAAAAAAAAAAGGACUGUGUUAAGGACACGGACGUCGCAUUCCACCUUAAAAAGCAGGUCGAAAAAACAGGGACCAACGACUUCACUCAGUGUCCGAAACUUUUGUUUCCAUAUUUAUGUUCGCAGUUCGCUGGCGUUUGUUUUUUGGUUUUUUGUUUUUUUUUUCACCAUUUUCCAGAAAAGUUUUAAAACUGAAAAAAAGGUCGGUGACUUUGUGACGUAAAAAGAACUCCAAUAUUUAAAACCCAGUCCGAUGUAAAUUUAAUAACGUAGUUAAUGAUUUCAGAGGGUCAGAAACAGCUGCUGAAUGUGGAUGACCUUUGACCCCCUAGUUAAAAACGCCCCCCCCCCAAUGAACAUUGACUCAGUUGCUUUAGGAACUUAUUGACACUUAAACCUUUGCACUUCUUAAUCCAAAAAUCUCAUCAAUAUUUUUUCUGCCAUUUAUUUUUAUUUAAAAUGGACAAAGUCACAGUUAGAAAACUGCCAUUUUUUAAUU
Cynoglossus semilaevis (tongue sole) is the source of this 2746-nucleotide messenger RNA. RefSeq names its product wingless-type MMTV integration site family, member 10a (gene wnt10a). Bases 494 to 1756 code for a protein of 420 amino acids. Gene Ontology annotation, biological process: canonical Wnt signaling pathway; cell fate commitment; neuron differentiation. The transcript has 4 exons. Gene Ontology annotation, cellular component: extracellular region. The record is from RefSeq and is a predicted model, not a curated record. NCBI's taxonomy places the organism in Eukaryota, Metazoa, Chordata, Actinopteri, Pleuronectiformes, Cynoglossidae. Gene Ontology annotation, molecular function: frizzled binding; cytokine activity.